Spirodela intermedia is the source of this 9519-nucleotide messenger RNA. Lineage: Eukaryota; Viridiplantae; Streptophyta; Magnoliopsida; Alismatales; Araceae. The record is from the annotation of a GenBank genome assembly.
AUGGACGCCGGUUCUUGGGGCCUCGUUGCUGUUGCCUCCCCACGGGAGGUUGGGAUCAGCUCAGUGGGCUCGGUAUUUCUGUUGCUGCCUUCCCACGGCCCGGACUUCUGUAAGCGGAUGGCCAGAGGGGGGAAGGCAGAGCUGCCGCGUGGAAUCGCGUACUGCGGGGGAGAUUCCCCCGAGUUCCGGAGGCCGGGGAAACGGAAGGCUGCCUCGGCCGUGGACAAGGCAGAUGAAUGGCGCCUCGAGGCGAAAAAGAGCGUCCGGAGUGACCUGAUGUGGGCGCUUCCGGCGAUAGCCUUCUCGUCUCCACGGUAAAUUAUUAUCAUCUCUCAUUUGGACAUUGGCUAUCGGUCAAGACGUGCAUUGCAUCUUUUAGCCGAGGAGAGAUGCAAUAGCCGGUCAAAAGUUUGGAAUAAGCCGGAAGUUGUCUCUCAUAGAUGGACGCAGAGGGUUUUGGGUACAGCAUCCUCCGACAAUGUUGGUUUCUAGAAAGGGUCUGAAUCUGCAGUCGGACUGAAACGAAUUUCCCUUUUUCUAGAUGUGUGAUCUGUAGGGAUCUAUCAGAUCCCGUGGAAGAGGCCUCGUUAUGCUAGUAUAAACCACGCUGCAUCAAUUGCGUUUUAAAUCGAGAGCCAGUCUGAAAAUUCCAAUUAGGUUAUUUUGCAUGUCGACUACAAGAGGGUUAUCUGGUCAGUCCUUCCCAAAGCUUAGGAACUUUUAAUCAGGAUUUCUUGGGUCAGCAAUUUGGUAAACUCGUGACUAUCCCCUCUGAAUGAUGGUAAAAACCGUCAUAAAUUGCUGAAAGCCUACUUCUUGCAUUCUUUUGAUAUAACCAAUCGAUAUACUCGUGUAGCUGAAAAGCAGGUUGCGAAGGUAACUUUUGUCACUAUCCGUAAAUCGAAAAACCUGAGUGUUUCUGACUUUUUUAAUUUCUUAUUUUUUAGAUCCUUCGGUGCAUCCAAACAACAAAAUUUCUGCCUAAUGUGCAGUUCAAGAAACGCCACCCCACAGUCUCGUGAUACACCUCCUAAAAGAGGUCUGAUCAUAAAGUUAAUUGCCGCUUCAUCUGCUUGGAACAUGCUUGAAAUGUGUUAGAUUUGGUUAAUUUAAUGUUGGGGAUGAUUCCGGCGGGAGCCCUUUUCUGCUUGCGAAUCAACAUGCUCUUCUUUCCGCUUCUGAUUUUACUGGAUUUCUUUAUGAAUAAUUCCAAAGUUGUUUUCUAGUUUGAGACUUCUUUAUUCAUCAUUCUGUCACUAAAAAAAUGUGUCGACUAUUUUUAUGUGUUUGCCAAAGACACUGGUAUUGCUAGUGAGAAGGAUUGGGGGAUCAUCCUGUUAAAUGAAACUGUCAAUGAGUCUGGCACCAAUGAAGAUGGUAGUACCUGGUAUCGAGAAAGUGGAGAAAUUCUUGGUGAUAAUGGGUACCUGUGUCGUUGGGCUAAAAUGGGAGGUCAAUUACAUGAUGGUUCGACAGAGUGGAGAGAAACGGUACACUUUUUAUUUAUUACUUUGAUGUUUUAAUUUCUGUGAGAUUUUGGAUUCGUUCGUUUCUAAAAUUUAGUACCAAGUACAUUACUGUUUCUGGUAAAAAAAAAAAAAUUAUAAUAUCUCUAUAUCCCUUUUACUUGGAAAAUUUAAUGCUUCAAGUUUUAACCUCAAGAUUCUCAGACUUAGUCACAUGUUUGGGUUUCAGAUGAUAAUAGCCUCAGAAGAUAGUUGCCUUCUUGGUUUACUCCCCUGACCUUGAUGCUAGGCCUAUUAUGCAAAUGUAAAACAAGAAAUUCACACGAUCUUGUUCGCUCUUUAAAGUACCCAUGGGUUUUUCUACCCGAUUUUUUUAUGUGGUUGUCUAGAUGCUUACUUUCGUUUGUUAUUUUGUUGAAUUUUUCAAGCACGCCUGCUGGCACACCCUCUUUGAAGGGAAAACCCAGGUCUUUUGUGAGUCAUGAAGAGCUCCUAUCUUGGCAACCUUGUAUGGUUAAUGAAACAACAAUUUCCUAUCUUGGCAACCUCUUCAUUGGGUUCUUGUCUUAUUUGACUUUCAUGAUUAAUUGAUCUUGAUGUUUGCAACUUAUUUGGUUGCUGUUCUAAUUUAUCAAUUUGACCCUAGAGAUGAACUAAAAUUCUUAGGAAUUUAAGUCCGAGAUCAUGAUGUUUAAUGGGUGAAAUAUCAUAUCACACAUUUAUGAUGCAGCUGUCGAUCAUGAUGUUUUAUGGGUGAAAUAUCAUGUCACACAUUCUGGAUUUUUAGUGAACAUUUAGGUGAGUUUUAUCUGGUUAGUUGGAAGAUAUGUGAAUUAGACGACUGCUACUCUGAUGGACAUAACUAGGACUCUGCGAUUUUGCACCUAUGCGAUGGUUUGACAAUGAUGUCCGCAAUCUUGAAAUUUGUGAUCUAGAUUUCCUUAGUUCAUAGAGAAAAGGCAAAUGUUAUAUGUACGACCUUUAACAAAAUUUGAAAAAUGCUGUAGUUCUAUAUCUAGAUACUGAGGUAGCUCUUUUGUUCUGGAAGCUACAUCGUCGCCAACUUCCAGCGGCAUUUUAUCUUGUUUUUGAGAAAUUUCAUCUCCUUGAGUCUAUCUCAACUGAAAAAAUAUUCGUUCGUUUUUCAUGCAGCAAUUUUUGCACGAAAAGUUCCCUUGCAGAUGUGGUUUUUUUAAGCGAGGCUGAACCUUCCUUGUUUUAUAAAGUAUGUUUCCCUUAGUGAAUGAUUUUUGAAAAUGAGUUCUAGGGAAAUUACAUAUUUUUAAUGUCAUGAGGAAAAAUGUCCCAUGACAAUGUGGAUGACUUUAGUAGAUGGUUGAUUGAAUUGAGCGAAUAUGAAUUAAAAGUGGUGUUUUGAGCUGGAGUGAAGGGUUGAAGUUUCAUGCCUAUAUUGAGAGAUGACUAAAUAAUGCUUUUAGAAGGUCGAUUCAGCUUUUUCGUUAUGAAUUCUCUUGGAGCUCUGGUGAACAUGCAAUAAAUAUAGAUCCACCAACUAAAUAUGUAUGUGAUUGAAAACCAAAAGAAGCAAAGUUGUGGAAGUAGAAAUGAGAUAUUAUUUAACAAGGCGAAACAAGACAAGGCAAGAAGAACACUUAGGUAGCUGCAUCUGAACUUUCUUCUCUUUAUGUUUAAUUGAUUGUUUAUGUUACGUUUCUAAAACAUGAUUCUUUUAAUUGAAUUAUUAGCUUAAGGCUCUGGAGCCUUGAAAACUUAGCCGGUUUGAACAGCCCAAAAUCUGUUGGAAGGAUGACAGAAUUAAGAAUGGAAUUCAUAGUGGCGGUUUGCCUGAGAGAAAGAGGUGCGACCAUUGUGGUGUUAGGUCAUACGUAGAACCAAUCCUCCUUAGUCAAGAGACUAAAUCUACUCAGCACUGAGGUGACACUCGUCUACGUCGUUAUGUAGUCAUGUACCAGCAAAGUGAUGCAUAAUAUCUCUUCUUGAUUCCAACUCGUAAUGUCUCAUGUAGUUUUUCAUUUGCCAUGGUGGCUAUUCUAAUGAAACCUGAUGGUUCAAGUUUAACAGCCUGCGUCCACUAUGCAUGAAUCGUCAAAAUGUAUGAAUUAUAUGUGACAAAUUUCCUAAGCCCAAAAAGUUCUUCGAAGGGUUUUUUUAUAAAUGACAAGUCUCUUGUUUUCAUGUAAUUCCUGUGUCACUGGACGGGGAAAUGAUUAAUAUUUUUAUUUAUUUAUUUAUUUUAGGAGAGAAAUCAUAGGACUAUUACUCUAUUAAAUAUUGUGGUUUUCAUACAUCUUUGGGAACAAUGAUCAGUCUUACCCACAUGAGGAAUUAAUUUGUCUCUCAAAUCUCUUUAACAGUGGUGGGAGAAGAGUGAUUGGACGGGGUACAAAGAAUUAGGUAUCACAAUUCUCCGAUUUUUUUUCUUUACAUAAUUUGAUUUUCUGAUUCUUGCAAUGACAUCAUUUAUUGGUCAUAGAACUAGCGAUACUGUGGAAACUAUUGCAACUACUCAUGCCUUAUCUCUUUUCUUUGUGUUAUGUGGCCUUUUGUUUCUUGGAAAAUGUCCUUUUUCGUCCAUUAGAUUGUCAUAACAGAAAUAUGCGAGUUCUCUAUUAUUUAUUUUGGCCAGUGCUUUUUCCAUUCAGAAUGUGCAUUUUUUAAAAAAUAAUCAUUUCUAUCAUCGAUGUUUAUCUUUUCAGGUAUAGGGCCAUUUUCAAAUCGUCCUAAAAAAAUUCACAUAACGGUGAACUGACUUAUUGAACAUGUAGUCACCAAUUUUUGAUAUCUUCAUUAUUACGUACUGAGAAAAUUUUGGGUUAAAAUGAGAUAGAAAAUAGAAAAGUAGAAAUCUCAUAUCAUGGAGCUGCUCCUUGCAAUAAGAAUAGUAAAGGCAUGAGGCGGAAGUUGAAUGACAUUUUUUAAAUGAUUUAUCGUUUAUUUUAUGCCGACCAGAGGACUCUUGUCAAUGGGCUGGUGAGCAUUCCCAUAGGACCCCUAAUGUUUUUGUGGCUGGCAUUUGAAAUGAAGUAGGGGUACUUUAAUCGGGUAAAAAGAGAAUAGUGUUCAAAAAGCAGUUUCCUCGUCCCAGUAAUAAGCUUUAAUUUUGGAGAAGUAUCCUUCUACUGUAUAGUCAGAUAAAAAUCUGUUUUAAAAAAAUGAGGAUUUGGAAUGAUGCAUGAAUUUACUUUAUUUUGUCUUGGUGAGUCUCAUUUAUUUUUAUAAACACGUAAUUCCAAUUUUUUUUUCAUGGCUUGAAAAAUCUUCCUAUUGUAACUGUCGUUCAUUUUGCCGCUAAAAACGUCCUUUUCUCUGCCUGUCGUCAUGAUGUUCAUAUCCUCCCUUUAUUAUCUCCAUUGGUCAUUGCCCUCCAACUAGUACUGAUUACACCUACCAAUUCUCCUUUUCCCCUUCUCUUGUGAAGUCAUAAUUGUGGUAAAUGAGAUCAGGAUCAAUGAUUUAAAAUGGUAUAUAUAAAUAUGCAUAUGGUAAAGUCCAUACUCGGACUUCUUUUAUUUUUACUAUUUUCCAAUUAAAGUCAAUAAUUGAUAUACUCAUAUUUUAUAAGGGUUUUUCUAUUUUAAACAUUUUUAGGAUUUUUACAGACUAGUGCAAAUGACGGCUCAGGUCAAGUUAGUUUAAUUAAUUGACUAUUCAAGUUCGUAAAAAAAUGUUAAAUUGCACCGAAAUUUAGCAAACUUGGUCCAGUUGAGCUUCAAGUUUGAAUUAAUCAAAUAUUGUUUUCAAAUACUUUCGGAAAUGAAAUGGUAUUUUUUAGGCUUGAUGACUUUAUAAAGAUAAUGAUUGAUUUAAUGUCUGUGUACUAUCAAAAACUGAAACUUUGAGUCAAAAGAAUAUCAGCCUAGUUUCAACUGUAACAACUCGUAUGCCAACUUUUAUGUCCAUGUCCGAAUUUUUUUGAAAUCUACUCACGUAAUAUUUUGACUAUGAGACGUUAUUUAUCUUAUUACGUUAAAGAAUUUUGGAAGUUGAAGAUAGGUGAAGAAGAAUUGUCUUUAUAAAGUUUUGUCCCUUAAAUAGGGGUCAUCUGUAGACGGAAAGCAUUCUCUUCGAGGAUUUAGUCUGUUGAGUUGUACUGUCUCACCGCAACAACACUCUCCACAAGAUCUGUUUAAAUGAAGUACUACCUAAGACGUAGACGCAGAUACCCUUAUUACAACAUUACUUAGUCACAUUAGAUCUGUCUCAUUAGUAUAAUUAACACGGGUUUACCUAAACGAAUAAGAUCCAUGUAGUUGGUUCUAGAUAACCAAUAACUUGGUUCUUGAUACUCCAAUUCCUUCUGCACACAAAUUGGGGAGUCCUCUGGUGCUGGGAUCAAGUUGCACUGAAUAUGUCAAUCAUAGUUUCAAUCCAGUUGUCUAAUUAAAGAGGUGUAUUUCAUUACUUUCACCCUUUUAAAUUUUAGACUAACGUGUGAGGUCACCUAUUGGCUACCAGUUUGCAUCUAAAAUGCCAUCAAGAUGCACUGAUUUGGUGAAUAUCAUAGUAGGGAUUUUGGUAUUGUUAUCCCUCUAGACCUUUUAAUUAAGUUUGCUUUGAACCAAUCUCUUAUAAGGAAGGGACGCGUUUUCACUUCUAAAAUCUUGCCAUCACGUAUCUAUUGCUAUUUUUUUUAAAUGAUUCUUUUCAUUUUUGUUUGCGCAGGUGCAGAGAAGUCUGGGAAAAAUGCCAAAGGAGAUUCAUGGUGGGAAACAUGGCAGGAAGUCCUCUAUCAAGAUGAAUGGAGGUACACACUUUUGGAUAAGAAUUUAUACUUCAUUGGUUCUCAUGCCAACUGUGGAGACAGCCUAUUAGGUUUUGGCGAUGUCAGUGCCUCUAGGCUUAAAGAGAAGUUGUUAAAACCAAAAUUUGAUCAUCCUAAUUCUACCAUGAGAACCUAGUUCUGGAGGGGACACGAUAUUCUAAAUCCGUAGGCUAAAUGAGCCAUAGUUUUUAUGCGGAUAUUGUGACUCCAAAUUUAGAGUGAGUACCACAUUACAGGUCAUAGAGAAUAGUUGAAAUAUUUAUUGGUUGAAAUACAGCAAUCUGGCAAGGAUUGAGAGAAGUGCUCAAAAACAGGCAAUAUCCGGCACUGAAGCGGCUGGAUGGUACGAAAAGUGGUGAGCAAUCUUUUAGGUCAAUCUUGAAUUUAGUUGUUCAUUCACGUUUCUUACACAUUGGCAGAUUCUUUUUUUAUUCUUACAUGUUUUCUCUACUAUCAAAAAUCGGAGAGUUUACUCAGGUGGGAGAAGUACGAUGCAAAAGGGUGGACCGAGAAAGGAGCACAUAAGUACGGUAGCUUGAACGAACAAUCAUGGUGGGAAAAAUGGGGAGAGCAUUAUGAUGGGAGAGGAUCUGUCGUUAAAUGGUUUUCUCAAGCUCAUAUCCCAUUUUCUUUUAUAUUUUCUUAUAUUCAGUUCUCAUUUGAUGAUAAAUACCUUUCAUUCUCAAGCUAUUCGUGCUGCUCCAUAUGUGAACUACUUUAACUUGGUGAAAGUCUUUUGGAAUCAUGUCACUUAUUAGAUAAUGUACUUUUUCCUGAUUAUAAUAUCUUUAACGUGGUACUUUGCAGGCCACUACAUUUUUCCGAAUGUCUGCUCGGUCCAUUAUAGAUGAGAUCACAUUUUUUUUAUUUUGCUGGGGAGCUUUCAGUAUCACAGUGUUUCUUUCUGAUGAGGAAAUAAUUGUAUUCGUUUGGUGACCUGCAAUCUUGGCUUGAAAGUAUGAAACAGUUUGUGUACAGAAGCAACACAUCUGAAAUCAUCGUAGUUUUUUGUGAUGAUUGAUGUACCGGAAUUGUUAAUUCGUAGUUUAUAGGCCAUACUAAAUUAUUUUUCACUUGGCUUUAACUUUGGCAAGAACUUUGUUUAAUUUUGUGCCGGGUUGGAUCUCAUCGAUUGUUAUUUUCUUAGUCUACUUACAGCCUUGUCGAAUAUCUUGAUUAUAAAACUCAUCAUUAGACUUAGGUCCCAUAAGUUAUUAGCUGUUGGCCGAUGGCAUGUGCUGAAUAGCAUAUGUUCUAGGCUGGUCGUCAGUCAGUCUUUGAGGAUAGAUGCGCUUCAUAUGGAGCGGGAACGACAGGAUUUACAUUGCCGAGCAAAUCAAGAAUUGGGAACUCAACUCCGACAAACACGGCACAGAUGGUUUGAGCUAUAUUUCAGUUACUAUUAUAGAUAAAGAUUUUCAUGCAAAAGAUAUUGAACAAGAAAUGUCUUUGUUGUGUGGAUAACAACAUUAAUUCAGAGAGACUUGGGGCUUUCCAAGAAUUUUCCACUGGCUCUUGAUUCUGCUAAUCAGGGCGUAAAUCCGAGAUAUGCCGGGUAUAGAAAGGUCAUGUUCAUUGAUUACGCUGUGUUUAUGCAAAGAAGUGACCUCUUGUUGGUAUAUAUAUACACUGAUAUAGUAUUUGUAUGUUUUUCAUGUGAAACUCAUGGAGUCCAAGUUAUUUUUUCCACGAUUUCUCUGCAGAAAAGUGACAUUCUUCUAACUAAUUUUCUCAGGACAGAUAAAUGGGCAGAGACAGAAACUGGUACAAAAUGGGGGGACAAAUGGGAAGAGAGAUUUUAUGCUGGAGUAGGCUCUCGUAGAGGAGAGACAUGGCAUGUAACACCAACUGGCGACCGUAUGUUUCCUUAACUUUUUUAACCGCAUAUGGAGCCCAUUAACGUGGAAAGUAUUUCAGAUUUGUUCUAGGAACCUGUGUUAAAUUAUUAUAAAUAAUAAUAAUAAAAAAAACGUCAUCUUCUGCUCAUUAGCUCAUUUGAUUACCAUCAAAUUAUCAGAACCUCUUUAUUUCAAGCUAUUGCUUAUUUCUGAUCCACGUAUAGUGAUCGAAUCUGUGAUUGGAUUUAUGUAUGUCAUCAUCGUUACAUUAUCUACCAUAUCAAACUUUAUAAACGGCGGAUUGCCAUUCACGACACGAUCACUCCUUGAAAUAUUGGCAUGGUUUCAUGGUCAGAAUAAUAUAAUCUUUGUAAAUAUUCUUUUGGAAGUGGUUAUUGCGUGUGCAAUCUUGAACAAUUACCAGAUUAUUGUUCAUAAGAAGAUUAACAGACUAUUUAGAGGGGAGGUUUUCUUCGAAUUGAACUGUUGUUCAAUUUUCCAGGAUGGUCGAGAACCUGGGGAGAAGAGCACCUUGGGAAUGGGUAAGUGCCUUUUAUCUGCCUGCCCCCGUAUGAGGUUUCUCCAUUCAUUCCAACUAGGAAUGAACACCUUGCGGCGGGGGGGGGUUCUCUUGUUUCAAAUCCUAUUGCCAAUAUAUUUGCUGAUCAUGUUCGAAUCUACGGUGAUAUUUUAAUAGUUUCACACUAGAGAAGAAAUGAAGGAAAAAUAGACUGGAUGAUUUAUCAACAAGAACACUAAACAGUAUGAUUUCUAUUUUACUUAUUUGGGAUCCCUGAAAUCCUAUCCAUUUUCCUGAAAGCACAGCCAAUUCGAAUCCGCCGAUACGAGUCUCUGUCUUUUCUCCUUAGUAAAAAUGCUUCUUGGUUUCAAUUGUUCUUUAUCGUUCACCAUUUCUGAAGUCAACUGUUCUCCAUCAAGCUUCUGGAUGUUUUCAAAGUCAACUGUUCUCUGUCAAGCUUACCGGUGGAUGAUUUCUCUUUCCGUAGAACUCACGCGUCGCCCAUUUUCUGGACGCUUUGACUGUUUCAGUCAACUGUUCUUCUGAUGGCAGCCAAUCCUCUCGUUCGUGAUGCAGCAACGUACAUAAAUAUGGGAAGAGCACCACGGGAGAGAGCUGGGACAUCGUCGUUGAUGAGGACACCUAUUAUGAGUAAGUGAGCAGCCGUGUCCAACCUGGGCCUCAGGGCCUGGCCUGAACCCUAAACUAAACCCCAUGGUCAAAUCAAAGAGAUAAAAGGCUUGGCGUUGACUUCUUGUCCUUUUCUCUCUCCAUGGAAGGGCCGAGCCUCACUAUGGAUGGGCGGACGUUGUGGGGAACUCGAGCCAGCUCCUAUCGAUUCAGCCUCGAGAGCGGCCGCCGGGAGUCUAUCCAGAUCUCGACUUCCGAUCAACAUCCGCUCUGCCUCCGGAAGACCCUCCUCCUCCUCCGGCCGUCUCCCCUGCCUCCUAG